AUGCGGUUUGACAUUCUUGCCGUCUUCCCUCUGGCCGCCAGUGCGGUCAACAUCAUCUCAUCCAAUGAUGAUGGUUGGGCGGAAUCGAACAUCCGCGCUCUAUUCGAGUCCCUAGGGGCCGCAGAUCAUUCAGUCGUGGUUUCUGCGCCCGCCGAGAACCAGAGCGGCACGGGUUCAAAGGAAGAAGAGCCGACUGUCUUGACUGAGCCAUGCGAGUUUAAUAGCUGCCCAUCUGGCAGCCCGGCUGUGGGAUCUAAUUCCUCGGAGCCCCGACUUGGUUAUGUCAAUAGCUACCCGGUGACAUCAAUUCAAUACGGCAUCGAUACGAGCGGUCCGAAAUUCUUCAACGGCGCCCCGGACUUGGCCGUCACAGGUCCAAAUGUCGGCAGCAACAUUGGCCUCGCAGUUUUCAUCUCCGGAACAGUGGGCGCCGCCACCUACGCUGCGAAGGAUGGAAUCCCCGCUAUCGCCUUCUCCGGUGCUAGUGGCUCCCAGACUUCAUGGGAUAGCGAGCGGCCUCACUACAGUGAUGUUUAUGCCGAUUUGGCAACAAACGUAACAAACCAGGUGGUUGCUGCUGGCAAGCCAUACCUACCGGACGAUAUCUGGCUGAACGUCAAUUUCGGAAAGGUUUCUGACGAAUGCGCAAGUCCGGCUGAUUUCUCUUUCGUCCUCUCCCGCAUCCAUAUCGCAGUUCCAUUGAUUACUCCGGAUGAUGUGACCACGUGCGGGGAUUCGAGAUUGCCAAGCGAAUUGAAAGUAUCGCUAGCGUCUGGGUGCUAUGCAAGUGUCUCAGUUGGAAUAGCAGCCUCGAAGAGGGAUGCCGACGCAGAGAUGCAGGGGGUUGUUUUGAAGAAGCUAGGAAAUUUGCUGACCUGUCUACCAUGA
Molecule: messenger RNA, 888 nt
Organism: Penicillium samsonianum
Lineage: Eukaryota; Fungi; Ascomycota; Eurotiomycetes; Eurotiales; Aspergillaceae
Product: 5'/3'-nucleotidase SurE
Exons: 3
Coding region: 1-888 (295 amino acids)
Molecular function (GO): nucleotidase activity
Source: RefSeq, a predicted model, not a curated record